AUGUCCGGACGGAAUAGCUGCGAAAUAGCCGUACAACUCAACGAGUCGCUCGUGUAUACGGUUCUCAAUCUUGUCCAUCUAAUUACAUGCGUGCUGAGCGUGGUAUUAGCCUUCAGACUACAGAAUGCGUGGCAUUCUCGGGUUUACUUCCACGCAAACGUCAAGAUGCUGCUAACAACGAUGCUCUGUCUAGCUGUCGUCCAUGCCAUCACGAUGAGCUCUUUUCUGUUCUUAAACCUGUUCUCGUGGCUAUUUGCCGACAGCAACUGCGAUUCGUUGAUGUUUAACGGCACGAUGUGUCUAUUCCUGCGCCAUCCAACUAACGUCUGCAUAGCAGGGCUUGUCCUGUGCCAACUUUCGAUUGCCGUCGAACGAGUGGUGGCCACCUGGAUCGGCCCAGAAUACAACACCUACUCAAACAAAAUUGGUCGCAUUUUGUCGGUCUCGACGGUGGUCUGCGCGGUGGUUCUUCUCGGACCAUUGCUUGCCUCGGAGACGACGUUCGAAAAGCAGAUCAACUGUGGAUUCCCAUCAUACACGGCCCAGACACACAAUUGGAUGUUGAUGCUGGAACUACUCGGCCUCGACGUGCUUUCCGUUGUCGUAUUUCUGGGCGUAUAUGGGGUCAGCAAGUAUAUGAAAGAGGGCGCAAUGUUUCAACUCGAGCGGCGCUACCAGAUUAACGAGACGCUCUACGUCACCAAACUGUUACUGCCGGUGACAUUCGUUCAUUUUCUGCUCUUCGCCAUCCUGUGUUCGGCCAUCGUGCUCAUCGAGAUGUUUUUCCAGGAUCCGUUUACCAUCAUUUAUUAUGAAGUCAUUUUUUAUACGGCUCCGUUCUAUACGGUGCUCUUCCCGCUCAUCAUCCUCCACGUCAUCACAAAUCUGGAUCGGGAUCGAAAGUCAAAGAUUACGGUGCUCGUUUCUGAAAACGUCACCGGGCAGCCAGGUACUCGGGCCCAUUUCGAGAGUCUCGAUCGAAUGUGGGGAUGCAGCACACCCGUGAAAGGAGGCAGUCCACGACCCACGCCUGUA
Messenger RNA from Mesorhabditis spiculigera, 1035 nucleotides. The record is from the annotation of a GenBank genome assembly. NCBI's taxonomy places the organism in Eukaryota, Metazoa, Nematoda, Chromadorea, Rhabditida, Rhabditidae.